Molecule: messenger RNA, 7258 nt
Organism: Solea solea (common sole)
Lineage: Eukaryota; Metazoa; Chordata; Actinopteri; Pleuronectiformes; Soleidae
Gene: pole
Product: polymerase (DNA directed), epsilon
Exons: 48
Coding region: 171-7046 (2291 amino acids)
Biological process (GO): nucleotide-excision repair, DNA gap filling; leading strand elongation; DNA replication
Cellular component (GO): nucleus; epsilon DNA polymerase complex
Molecular function (GO): zinc ion binding; DNA-directed DNA polymerase activity; DNA binding
Source: RefSeq, a predicted model, not a curated record
GAACUGCAGGAAGGCGCCAAAAUAAGAAAACACACUCCGUGUCGGUGAGUCGCAGACGACAAACAGCCUCAAAUAUCCUCCAAAUGCGUGUUUAUCCGCAGAUUUAUAGAAACUGAGUGAGGGUUUUAAUGAGUGUGGACGUGUUGGUGGUCGUCAUCUCACGAUAGAAGAUGGUUUUACAAAACAGUGGAAGAUAUAAAGCCGAGCGAGGACAAGGCGGAGGAGACCAGGACAACCAGGACGAUGGAUCCGCUCUCAAGCGGCUGGAGCGCAGCCAGUUCACCGACGAGAUGGACGCCCGCUUCGGCUUCGACAGGGUGAAGGAGCCGGGGGAGAAAACAGGCUGGCUGAUCAACAUCCACCCUACCGAGAUCCUGGAUGAGGACAAGAGGAUGAUCAGUGCUGUGGACUUUUAUUUCAUUCAAGAGGAUGGUAAUAGGUUUAAGGUGGCUUUACCUUUCAAGCCAUACUUCUACGUAGCCACUAAAAGGAACUGUGACAGAGAAGUCAUCUCGUACUUGUCCAAGAAGUUCCAAGGAAAGGUGACAAAGCUUGAAACUCUCGCGAAAGAGGACCUCGACCUGCCAAACCAUUUAGUGGGACUGAAGAGAAGCUACAUCAAGCUGUCGUUCAACACCGUGGACGACCUCAUGAAAGUGAAGCGAGAGAUCGCCCCGGCAGUCCGUAAGAACAGAGAGAGGGAACAGUCCAACGACGCCUACACCUCGAUGUUGUCCAGUGCGAUGGCAGGCGGCAGCUUAACCUCCGCGGAUGAAGAGGGGACGUCAAAGAGCAUUUCAGACCAGUUGGACAACAUCGUGGACAUGAGAGAGUACGACGUGCCGUAUCAUGUGCGAGUCUCCAUCGAUCUCAAGAUCCAUGUGGCUCACUGGUACAAUGUUCGCUACAGAGGAAGCGCAUAUCCACCAGAGAUUGUACGGAGAGAUGAUCUUGUGGAGCGACCGGAUCCUGUUGUUUUGGCUUUUGACAUCGAGACGACAAAACUCCCACUGAAAUUUCCAGAUGCAGAGACGGACCAGAUUAUGAUGAUCUCCUACAUGAUAGACGGACAGGGGUUUCUGAUCACAAACCGCGAGAUUGUCUCUGAAAACAUCGAGGAUUUUGAGUUCACGCCCAAACCUGAAUAUGAAGGACCUUUCACUGUUUUCAAUGAAGAUGACGAGGAGGCUCUCAUUAAGAGGUGGUUUGAUCACGUUCAAGAGACGAAGCCAAACAUCUUUGUGACGUACAACGGAGACUUCUUUGAUUGGCCUUUUAUUGAGACUCGAGCGACGCUGCAUGGACUGAACAUGUACAGGGAGAUUGGAUUCCAAAAGGACAACCAGGGAGAGUACAAGUCCAGUCAGGCCAUUCACAUGGACUGCUAUAGGUGGGUAAAGAGAGACAGUUACCUGCCGGUGGGGAGUCAUAACCUGAAGGCAGCAGCAAAGGCUAAACUGGGCUAUGACCCGGUGGAGCUGGACCCAGAGGAGAUGUGCCGCAUGGCUACAGAGGAGUCACAGACUUUAGCAACCUACUCUGUGUCAGAUGCCGUGGCCACGUAUUACCUGUACAUGAAAUAUGUCCAUCCCUUCAUCUUCGCUCUGUGUACGAUCAUCCCCAUGGAGCCUGAUGAGGUGCUGCGUAAAGGUUCUGGGACUCUGUGCGAGGCCUUGCUCAUGGUGCAGGCCUUCCACGCCAACAUCAUCUUCCCCAACAAGCAAGAGCAGGUCUUCAACAAGCUGACGGACGACGGCCACGUCAUGGACUCUGAGACUUACGUCGGUGGCCACGUGGAGGCUCUGGAGUCUGGUGUGUUUCGCAGUGACAUCCCCUGCCGUUUCAAAAUGAACCCAGCUGCCUUUGACUUCCUGCUGCAAAGAGUCGAAAGAACGAUGCGUCAUGCCAUCGAGGAAGAGGAGAAAAUCCCUCUGGAGCAAGUCACAAACUUUAAUGAGGUUUGUGACGAGAUAAAGAAGAAGCUGACUUCUCUGAAGGAGGUGCCAAACAGGAUUGAAUGUCCUCUCAUCUACCAUCUGGACGUUGGGGCAAUGUACCCCAACAUCAUUCUCACCAACCGCCUGCAGCCAUCUGCUAUGGUUGAUGAGGCCACUUGUGCUGCCUGUGACUUUAACAAGCCUGGAGCCACCUGUCAGAGGAGGAUGGCCUGGCAGUGGAGAGGAGAAAUCAUGCCCGCCAGUCGCAGCGAGUUUCACCGCAUCCAGCAGCAACUUGAGUCCGAGAAGUUCCCGCCGUUCUUCCCCAACGGACCACCGCGAGCCUUCCACAAUCUCAACAGAGAGGAGCAGGCCAAGCAUGAGAAGAAGCGUUUGUCAGAAUACUGUAGGAAAGCCUACAAGAAGGUACACGUCACCAGGCUGGAGGAGCGAGUCACCACCAUCUGUCAGAGAGAAAACUCCUUCUAUGUUGAUACCGUGAGAGCUUUCAGAGAUCGGCGUUACGAAUUCAAAGGACUGCACAAGGUGUGGAAAAAGAAGCUGUCGUCAGCUCAGGACAGCAGUGACGCUGCCGAGGUGAAGCGCUGCAAGAACAUGGAGAUCCUGUACGACUCUCUUCAGCUGGCUCACAAGUGUAUUCUCAACUCUUUCUAUGGCUACGUCAUGAGGAAAGGGGCGCGCUGGUACUCCAUGGAGAUGGCGGGCAUUGUGUGCUUCACUGGGGCCAAAAUCAUCACACAAGCCCGAGAGCUUAUCGAACAAAUAGGGAGACCACUUGAGCUGGACACUGAUGGUAUCUGGUGUGUCCUACCCAACACCUUCCCCGAGAACUUCGUGGUGAAGACGAGCAACGAGAAGAAGCCCAAGGUGACCAUCUCCUACCCGGGGGCCAUGCUGAACAUCAUGGUGAAAGAGGGUUUCACCAACGACCAGUACCACGAGCUGGUCGACCCCGCGUCCCUCACUUACGUCACCAGGGCGGAGAACAGCAUCUUCUUCGAGGUGGACGGACCGUACCUGGCGAUGAUCCUGCCCGCCUCUAAAGAGGAAGGAAAGAAGCUGAAGAAAAGGUACGCUGUGUUUAAUGAGGACGGCUCUCUUGCUGAGCUGAAGGGAUUUGAGGUGAAGAGAAGAGGAGAGCUCCAGCUCAUUAAGAUUUUUCAAUCAUCAGUGUUUGAGGCGUUCCUCAAAGGCACCACUCUAGACGAAGUCUAUGAGUCUGUGGCCAAAGUGGCCGACUACUGGCUGGACGUCUUGUACAGCAAGGCUGCCAACAUGCCAGAUGCGGAGCUGUUUGAACUGAUUUCAGAGAAUCGCUCCAUGUCCAAAAGGCUCGAGGACUACGGGGAGCUGAAGUCCACCUCCAUCAGCACGGCGAAGAGACUUGCCGAGUUCCUGGGAGACCAGAUGGUGAAAGACGCCGGUCUGAGCUGUCGCUACGUCAUCUCCCGAAAACCGGAGGGUUCCCCUGUCACAGAAAGAGCCAUUCCCCUGGCCAUCUUCCAGGCAGAGCCCAGUGUGAAGAAACAUUUCCUCCGUAAGUGGCUGAAGACGCCCAGCCUGCAUGACUUGGACAUUCGUUCUAUCCUUGACUGGAGUUAUUACAUAGAGAGGUUGGGUAGCGCCAUUCAGAAAAUCAUAACCAUCCCCGCAGCUCUGCAACAGGUGAAGAACCCAGUUCCCAGAGUGAGGCAUCCUGACUGGCUUCAUAAGAAACUGCUGGAGAAAAAUGACAUUUACAAGCAAAAGAAAAUAAGUGAAUUGUUCAGCAGUGAAGGCAAGAGACAGGUGGCUCGUCAGCCUCUUGAAGCCGGCCAAGCUGCAGACAUAGAGGACUUUGGGAUGCCGGCCAGACCUCUGCAGCCAGCGAUUCUCAUUAGCACCAAGCGGAAGCGAGCUUCUCAAGGCGAUGACAGCCAAGUAGAGUCUCAGGAUCUCGAACUCACUCAGUCCUGGAGGGAGAUCCUGGGGCCACCUCCACCUAUGGGAAAGACACGGGAGGCGCAUCUAGUGUGGCUGCGCUACCAUAAGAAGAAGUGGGAGCUGCAGAUCAGGCAGAGAAAGGAGAGAAGGAAGAAGAGGAGGCUUUUGGACGGCGAAGCCCAGUCUGUAGGUGGAGGUGUGAUCAGAGAUGGCCCCACCACCGGCCUCGGAAGCUUCCUGCGUAAAACAGCGCGGAGCAUCCUGGACAUGCCAUGGCAAAUUGUGCAGAUUGCAGAGACGAGUCACCCUGGUUUGUAUAAACUGUGGGCUGUGAUUGGAAAUGACCUCCACUGCAUGAAGCUCAACAUCCCACGCGUCUUCUACGUCAAUCAGAAAGUCCCGAAACAAGAGGAGGGAGCCACGUACAAAAAGGUGAACCGCCUGCUGCCUCGCUCCAACGUGGUGUACUACCUCUACAAGUACUGUGUACCAGAGGACAUGUACCAGGAGCACAUCAAUCAGAUCAACGCAGACCUCUCUGCUCCAGACAUUGAAGGAGUCUAUGAAACACAGGUCCCCUUGCUGUUCCGUGCACUGGUGCAGCUUGGAUGUGUGUGUAUGGUCAACAAACAUGUUGUGAGGGAUCUGGGCGGCAGGGAGGCUGACACGUUUGACCUGGAACAUCUGGAGAUGAGAUCUCUGGCCCAGUUUAGCUACCUAGAACCUGGGAGCGUUCGCCACAUGUACUUGUAUCAUCACAGCCAGGGUCACAAGGCUCUGUUUGGUCUCUUCAUCCCCUCUCAGCGCAAAGCUAGCAUCUUUGUCCUGGACACAGUCAGAAGCAACCAGAUGCCAAACCUGAGUAACCUCUACACAGCCGAACGCACUGCCCUCCUGGAGAAGACGACGGAGGAGCUUCUGCCUCCAGAGAAACACAACUUUGAAGUCCGAGCUGAAAAUGACGCAAAGGCUAUCUAUCGUGCACUACAGCGCGUUCUGCUAAGUUACAAGGACGAGCGUCGCGGUCCCACUCUCAUCGCUGUGCAGUCAAACUGGGAGCUGCGUCGGUUGGCGGCGGGGAUGCCCGUGCUUGAGGAGUUUCCAGUUGUUCCAGUACAUGUGGCCGACGAGAUCAGUUACAACGUGCUAGACUGGCAAAGGCUCGGUGCCCGGCGCAUGAUCCGCCACUACCUCAACCUGGACAGCUGCCUGUCACAGGCCUUCGACAUGGCCAGGUAUUACCACUUACCUGUGGGAAACCUGCCUCAGGAUGUGUCCAUCUUUGGCUCGGACUUGUUCCUGGCGAGACAUCUUCGGAAACACAACCACCUGUUGUGGCUCUCACCCACGGCCAGACCUGACCUCGGGGGAAAGGAAGCUGAUGACAGUCGCCUGGUCAUGGAAAGCGAUGACCGGGGCUCUGUGGAGAUUAACGCUCAAGGAUGCUACUCCACUGUGUGUGUGGAGCUGGACCUGCAGAGCCUGGCAGUGAACACCAUCCUGCAGUCGCACCAUGUCAAUGACAUGGAGGGCGGAGCCAGUGUGGGCGUCAGUUUUGACGUGAUCCAGCAAGCCUCGCUGGAGGACAUGAUGUCAGGAAAUCAGGGAGCAAGCGCCGUCGCUAGUUAUGAUGAGACGGCACUUUGCUCCAACACCUUCAGAAUCCUGAAGAGCAUGGUGGUGGGAUGGGUCAGGGAGAUCACGCAGUACCACAACGUGUACGCAGACAACCAGGUGAUGCACUUCUACCGCUGGCUGCGCUCCCCGAGCUCUCUGCUCUUUGACCCUGCGCUGCACCGCACCCUGCUCAACAUGAUGAAGAAGGUGUUUCUACAGCUCGUAGCAGAGUUCAAACGUCUUGGUUCAACUGUGGUGUACGGAAACUUCAACAGGAUCAUCCUGUGCACGAAAAAACGGAGGAUCGACGAUGCAAUCGGAUAUGUGGAAUACAUCACUAACAGCAUCCACUCCAGAGAAAUCUUCCACUCGUUGUCUCUGUCCUUCUCCCGAUGCUGGGAGUUCCUGCUGUGGAUGGACCCGGCCAACCACGGUGGUGUGAAGGGAAAACUGCCCUCCAACGUCCUGUAUGGAGAGGAAAGUGCCAAACAGAAGAAAAACAACGGAGGGGAGGGUGAUGAGGACGGCAGCGAGGAUGAGGACGAAGAGGAAGCGGAAGCCGAGGAACAAGAGGAGACGGAUGAGGUGGAGGAGCUGAUUGAGAGCAACUGGAACAUCAUGCAGUAUCUGCCCCAAACGGCCUCCUGUCAGAAAUACUUCCUCAUGAUUGUGUCGGCCUACAUUGCAGCAGUCUACCACAGCAUGAGAGAGGAGCUGAGACGCAACACUCCUGGAGCGACGCCAGUCAAGAGGCGAGGAGGCAGCCAGGCUUCCCAGCAGGCAGUGGGAGACCUGAGUGCUCUUCCUGGAUUGAUCUCCUUCUCCCAGGAGUACGUGUCCAGUGAGCUGACGCACAACCUUUUCACCAUCACUCAAAAAAUCCAGAAGAAGGUGACGGGUACCAGAGGCGUGAGCCAGCCCUCAGAGAUGUUCCCCGUCCUGCCUGGAUCCCACCUGCUACUCAAAAACCCCGCACUGGAGUUUAUUAAAUAUGUCUGCCAGGUUUUCUCACUGGACGCCAACAUAGUAAACCAGGUGAACAAGCUAAAGAGAGACCUGCUGCGUCUCGUUGACGUUGGAGAAUUCUCGGAGGAAGCUCAGUUCCACGACCCCUGCAACUCUUACGUCCUACCCGAGGUCAUCUGCCACCAGUGCAACUUCUGUCGCGACCUUGACCUCUGCAAGGACCCAUCUGUUGCACAGGAUGGGUCCGUCUUGCCUCAGUGGUUUUGCUCCAACUGUCAGGCUCAGUAUGAGACUGAGUCUAUUGAGAUGGCUCUGGUAGAAGCUCUGCAGAAGAAGCUGAUGAGCUACUCACUGCAGGACCUGGUGUGUAACAAGUGUAAAGGGGUUAAAGAAGCAAACAUGCCCCUCUACUGCAGAUGUGCUGGAGACUUUGACCUCUCUUUCUCAGCCAAGAGCUUCUCUGAGCAGAUCGCAGUGUUUCGGAACAUAGCGUCCCACUACAACAUGAGCUUCCUGGAGGAGACCAUUGACUGGCUGCUUGAGAUGAGUCCACACGUGAGCCAGAGCGCUCACUCGAUGUGACGUGUGCCAUUAAGUCUUUUCAGUCUGGAAAACUCUUAACGCUGAGACUGUCACUUGACACUUUUCCACUUGACGCACUUGUGUCUGUUACAGCGCUGUUUGAUUGUAGCUGACAGAGACACAAUAUGAACUGUAAAUAUCUUUUACUUCCUGAUGAUGUCGUAAAAAAGUGAAGUAUUAAAUGCAGCUGUUAAUAAAUAUUUUUUCCCAAG